Molecule: messenger RNA, 492 nt
Organism: Diplodia corticola
Lineage: Eukaryota; Fungi; Ascomycota; Dothideomycetes; Botryosphaeriales; Botryosphaeriaceae
Exons: 5
Coding region: 1-492 (163 amino acids)
Source: RefSeq, a predicted model, not a curated record
AUGUCACCCGAAAAUCAUUCAUACUUUGCCAUAUGGUGCUAUGUGUCAUAUGCCCUUGGUACAUUUGUUGUUGUUCUGCGACUCUACACGAGACUCUUUGUCGUCACCAGUCUAGGUGUCGACGACUACUUCGUUAUCGCCGCAACGAUAUGUUCAACCGGGAUCACUGCCUGCAUUCCGUUCAUGUUCAACCUUGGAAUCGGCAAGCACAUCAUUCAUCUGACUGUAUACGAGGUCAACCAUGGCAGAAAGUGGGCAUGGUAUACUCAGAUCAUCUAUUACUUAGCAUUGGGCACUUUCCCCGUCGGCUGCGACGAUCUCCUCUCUUUCAACUAUUUCAACGCCGCAUUUCAUAUAUUAGCCGACAUGGUCCUCGCGCUUUUGCCAAUUCCCGUGUUGAAGAAUCUUCAGAUUGAUCCGGCGCGGAGAAGAGGCCUCGUUGUCAUCUUCGGCGUAACCGCCCUUGCCGUUGCCGGCACUAUUGCUCGAUAG